AUGAAGGACAAUAAGAUGUCCAACUUUUCCUUGAUACCAGACGACAUUUUUGACCACACAAAGGGAAAGCUCCUGAGGAAAGGUAAUAACUUUGGUUGCCAUACAGCGCCAAGGAAUAAGGUCGUAAUGCUGCAUGCCAGGGGUGAAGAACCUUUUCUUUUUCUGUGGAUGGCUGUUGACUCACAGAAAAAGUCAAUCAGCAAAUACAGCAAGUGGUGGAGCCAGAGCCAAAAUGGGGACAGUUGGCAGAAUUGCACACCUUUUUCUUUGAGCAACAUCUUACCUUAUGUUUUUCUUUAAUGCAUCAACAUACAAAUCAAAGCAAGAAAUUAUUCUGAGAACAAGGUGUGCCUGCAAGAUUUUAACUGCUGGCUGAUACUGGGGUCUGCCUGAAAACAGGCUGAGGGGCACAUAAUCUCCAGGCCAUCAAGACACAGUAGUCGCCUUGGGGUUGUUUAUGCUAGAGUUGGCAGAUUCUGUGCCCUUAGCAUCUAUUUGGAAAGCAAGCAUAAAUUCAGCAGGUAAAGCUUCCCCCAGACCUAAAUGCGGCUAGGCCACGCCCCCCUGGCCAGCCAAUUGGCUGGCUCGGGGAUGACGUGUCCAAGGAUUCCCCUGGUAUCCCCACCUCCCGCAACCCCACCUCCUCCCUAGCUCGGAAGUGGCUUUCCCCCAUAUCUAAAUGCAUACUUCCCUGAGUCCUAGUUUUCAUGGCCACAGAGUCUGUUCCCCUUCUCAAAAGCGACAGAAGUAACUUAAACUGAACUGUUUUGCACAUCAUCAUCAUUUAUUAUUUAUUUCAUAAAAUUUAUGUAACACUGAAUUAUAGAAAAAAUCGUCAAAGUGGUUAAAAUGGGUGGGAGGUAGGAAUAGCACAGCAAUUGUCAUGUUUGUUUGCCAAGGAGUGGCAGUGUGGGAGAGCAAACAUGACUCACUGCGUUUUCCUGCCUGAUGUGAUGGAGAAAGUCACAAUUCUUCAUUCCACAUCCAGAUGCUGAUGGGAGUCGCUGCUGCAUCUUACUUCUAAAUAGCAAAGCAACAGUGUCUUCCAUUUUACUUGUGGGCAACAGGCUUUUAGGGCCAGACACUGAGAGAACACCAUUCAUGAGUGUAUGAGACUGCCUACUCAGUCAGCUGCCUUUCCUCAUGGAACUCUCUGUGAUUCAACAGGAAAAGGUAGCUGGAGGAGACAACCAGCUGUUCCAGGUCCCCAACAUGCCUGCAUUAGUGCGGCUGGAGUUCCAAAUCAGGAAGGUGGAAUAGUUGCAGGGGAUCAGGGCAAACAGUCGGGAGGCAUGUGCUUUCCCCUAACAUCAGCCACCUGAGGAGGCUGCCUCAUGACUGAGACUGAGGAAGAAAUGAAGUAAUCUCAGUUGUACUUCUUUGCGGUUGCCACUUGCUCUUGUGUUGUUCCAGGGAUUUCUGGGGACUGGAAGAAUUGCCUGACAGUAGCACAGAGGGAAUACUUUGACCGUGUUUAUCAGGAGAACAUGCGUGGUGUGAAUAUGACCUUCCCUUGGGACUGA
This is a messenger RNA of Podarcis lilfordi (Lilford's wall lizard), 1523 nucleotides long. Lineage: Eukaryota; Metazoa; Chordata; Lepidosauria; Squamata; Lacertidae. The record is from the annotation of a GenBank genome assembly.